Cuscuta europaea is the source of this 1891-nucleotide messenger RNA. The record is from the annotation of a GenBank genome assembly. Lineage: Eukaryota; Viridiplantae; Streptophyta; Magnoliopsida; Solanales; Convolvulaceae.
GGUAUAAACGAAUAAGUGAAUCCAUCGUCAUCAUCAUCCAACUUUAGGUGAUACUCCGUAUGAUAUUUCGUGACAGAGACGCUCGCCGGCCAGACGCGGCGCUAAUCUCCCCUUGAAACGUGGCGCUUCCGACACCCCUCGGCAACUCUUUCAUCUUCCACCCACCAUCCCUCUACCCACCUAGACAAGCCCAUCCCACCAUCCAUCGCUUUCUCCCUUUCUCUCUGAUCACCAUACCCACUGAGUCGUCUCUGCUGGUGGCAUCCGGCCCGUAAAAUACGCGGCUAUCCUGACACCGAAAAUUGGAGCUGCAGAGCUUCGUCAUCAUCUUGGUUCUCUCUGUCCGAUUCCUGCUCCAUUCGCUCGAUUUGAGUUGAGAGUUGGUAAUGUAAUCCUGUGAAUAUCAUUUGUACAUAUGAAGGACAUAAGAUCAUGGAGGUCAAUAAUGAAGAAAAGAGGUGACUCAUUUGAAGGGGGAACAUGUGGACUGAAGAUGAAACCGCUUCCAUUUAUGGCAAUAGUUUGUACAGUAAUGCUGUUUAUUGGAUAUAGGACCACUAAUUUUCAAUAUCAGCGGACAGAGAUGGAAUCAAAAUUUGAUCCUUUCUACAACUCAAAGGAUUAUGGUGGGGCUGGCAGUAGAUUGAGUAGUUUGCCUCGUGGUAUCAUAGAAGCUAGAUCUGAUCUUGAGUUGAAGCCUCUGUGGUCAACAAGUAGCUCAAAGUCCAAUGAUAACGUUCCAGGUUCUCAUAACCUGUUGGCAAUACCAGUUGGCAUCAAACAGAAAGAUAAUGUGGAUGAAAUUGUUCAAAAGUUUCUUUCAGAGAAUUUCACAAUUAUUUUGUUCCAUUAUGAUGGCAAUUUGGAUGGAUGGUGGGACCUAGAUUGGAGUAAGGAGGCCAUUCAUAUAGUUGCCCAGAAUCAAACAAAAUGGUGGUUUGCGAAGCGUUUUCUACAUCCUGCUGUUGUAUCUAUUUAUGAUUACAUAUUCCUAUGGGAUGAGGAUUUGGGUGUAGAGAACUUCCACCCUGGAAGAUAUAUCGAGGUUGUAAAGGCAGGAGGAUUGGAGAUAUCUCAGCCAGCUUUGGACCCCAAUUCAACUGGCAUUCACCACCGGAUAACAAUAAGAAGAAGAACCCGCAAAUUUCACAGAAGAGUGUAUGAGGAUAGAGGCAGUACAAAAUGUUCUGAAGAAAGUGAAGGUCCUCCUUGCAGUGGAUUUGUGGAAGGAAUGGCUCCUGUCUUUUCAAAAUCUGCAUGGCAUUGUGCUUGGCAUCUUAUACAGAAUGAUCUUGUUCAUGGAUGGGGAAUGGACAUGAAGCUUGGCUAUUGUGCACAGGGGGACCGGACAAAAAAAGUUGGUGUUGUUGAUAGUGAAUAUGUAGUCCAUCAGAGCAUCCAAACGUUGGGUGGGCAAUCUUUUAAAAAGGAUUCAAAUCCCCAAGAGCUGCUGAAAAGGCAUGUUGUUGACGUGAGAUCGGAGAUAAGGCGUCAAUCCACAAAUGAACUACAAGAAUUUAAAGAGCGUUGGGAAGAAGCUGUAAGCGAGGACAAGAGCUGGGUGGAUCCGUAUAAAGAAGGUAGUCAAAUCCAGAAACGUGAGAUCAGGAAAAGGAGGAACCAUAGGCGAAAUAUAAAUCUCUAGACUAACUAUAAUCAUCAGCAGUUUUGUUUUUAUCGUCGUUCUAGUUUGUUCAACCUCAAUUCAGUUUACCUUGCUGCGCCAACCUGUAAUUUGUAGUGUGUAGGUUGAUCGACUGAACGACACAAUUUGUUUAUUGUUUGACCGUUGGUUUUGCCUGUCUUGGUGUUAUAAUCCUCUUUUGCUCUAAAUUUAUUCAAUGGAACAGUUACCAAUCUGGCUUUUCAAUGGCUGAAAUUAGUUAACCGA